Mycena citricolor is the source of this 1185-nucleotide messenger RNA. The record is from the annotation of a GenBank genome assembly. NCBI's taxonomy places the organism in Eukaryota, Fungi, Basidiomycota, Agaricomycetes, Agaricales, Mycenaceae.
AUGUCCCCGCUUCCUCUUGAAUUGUUACAACAAAUUUCGAAAGACGCGCAGUGGGACGAGACUAUCUUUACCCUUCGGCUGGUGUCGCGCGCCCUCAGAGACGCCGCAACCCCCAUUGCCUUCCGCGAAAUCGUUGUGACGGAUUCUGUGAAGAGCGGGGCCGCGCUACUGUUCCUAGAGACCUGCACCUUGAGCGUGGCUCCUUUGGUGGAAAGCGUCCGCUUUGACGCGCCCGCUUCUGAUAGAUGGACGAGUGGGGCUUGUCCAGUAUUUUGGAAUCAGGAUGCAGCGACUGAUUUGAUUUCAGGUCCCCCCGAAGAGGUAGAAUCGCAAGCACGGCGAGUGGCGUUGUCGGGUGCUUUCUCGGGCCUCUCGAACUUUCCUCGCCUGAAAAGCCUGCAUCUUGAAUUCCACGACACUUUUCAAGAAGAUGGUUCCCACGACAUCCCCGAGCAGCCGACGCACUAUCUUCUUCUUCAACAAGAAAUUUUCGCGGCUUUGGCUUCCCGGCCUCUGUCCACUCUCAGAUCUUUGACCCUCCACAAUCUAAUCGCCGUCCCACACGACAUCUACACUCGAGACGGAUUCCGAGCGCUGUUCAAAUCGGCCAGGACUGUGGAUAUUUCUGUGAUUUCUGAUGUGGACUACGAGGGGGCUUACUUUCAAGAUCCGCUGGUUGAUUACUGGAACAUCAGUGUACCCAGCAUGCUGGAAUAUGCUGAUGAGGUACGCACACUGGUGAUCCGCAGUGACCAAGGCGUCGGCUCCCAGCCUGCUCUCAACGUAGCGACCCUCCGAUUUCCCCGUUUAACAGCCUUGUCGCUGUACGACUUCGUUUUCGUGGAUACUGCGCUGGAAUACAACAUGCUCUCGUUCAUCGUGCAACACGGGAAAACAUUGGAAUCGCUCGAGCUCGCCGAUUGCUCGAUUGACGGGGACGAGAUGAUCGAUUUCCCGUACCCCUGGCACGCUGUCCUGUCCCGCUUUGAAGCCGAGCUGGAGACCCUCAAACGAUUCGUGUUCCAGUCAGAAUCUGGUGAGGAACAGUUCUGUUAUACACGACUUGAUGUGGGGUUCGGUUACAUGUCACUGGACGCCGAACACGAGGCGGAAGCCAUUCCGCCACCAGAUCUCGACUCUGCCGCUUUGGAGAGUCUACUUGCUGUAGUUCAGUCUAGACAGUAG